Molecule: messenger RNA, 485 nt
Organism: Drosophila arizonae
Lineage: Eukaryota; Metazoa; Arthropoda; Insecta; Diptera; Drosophilidae
Gene: GATAd
Product: GATA zinc finger-domain containing protein GATAd
Biological process (GO): positive regulation of transcription by RNA polymerase II; cell fate commitment; negative regulation of transcription by RNA polymerase II
Cellular component (GO): nucleus
Molecular function (GO): RNA polymerase II cis-regulatory region sequence-specific DNA binding; DNA-binding transcription factor activity, RNA polymerase II-specific; zinc ion binding
Source: RefSeq, a predicted model, not a curated record
AUUAACAGGACAUGCCUGAUUCAAAUGUUGUUAAAAUAUGUAGAAGAAAGCAAAGUUUUCCCACUAAAUCAGAUUGUAUGGAAUCCCCAGUAGCGGUUGACGGAUUAAAAGAUAAAAAGAGCCAAAAAUGUAGCAGUACAUCAUCUCUAUCUACUUCUCAAAGGGAUAUGUCUUGUUCUAAUUGUGGUACUUUGACAACAACAAUUUGGAGGCGUAGUGUUAGAGGAGAAAUGGUUUGUAACGCUUGUGGAUUAUAUUUCAAACUUCAUGGCGUCAAUAGACCACAUUCUAUGAGACGUGACACAAUUCAUACACGGCGCAGGCGUCCAAAAGAGUGCGAAAAAUCUAAAAAAAGAAACAGGUCAACACCCAUCAAUACAAUAGUUGAAUAUGAGACGGAUAAUAUAAAUGACCCAGUAGAAUGCAAAAAAAUGAGUGUGCCUCUGACCCAGGAGACUUCAACAUAAAAAAAAUUAGUAUUUAAG